AAGAGGACGAAAGAGGAAAAUAUCAGCUGAUUCCGUGAUUGAGUCAUUAAUGGGCAUAUGUAGGUGUGUUAAAAUAAUAAAAAAGGUGUGAAACAAUUGACAUUUGUCCCAGUGAUAGACCAACAACUUGUCAAGUGAAAAUGUCGGGGAUUGAUCGAGAAAAUUUUAACCAGAUGUGAAUGAAUCACAAUCAAUCAUGCCUGGAGAACCUCCGGCAUCGUCUGCUGGAAAAUCCAGUGGAAAAGUGAAACGCAUAUCAAUACCUCGUGUCCAGAGCAGUACAGACACAGAAUUUCAAUCGCAAAUGAGUCAAAGUGGAUCAACACCACUUCAAUCAGUUUCUCUGCAUUAUAUCAAUUUUAGAACAGACAAUGAAGAGACAUCAAUACCACCAGUGAUCCAGUCACGAUUGCUCGAGCUAUUUCAGCAGAUACAGAAGGAAUUUGAAAUGAUUUGUCUGGAGAACAUUGGCUUACAGGAGAAGAUUGACAGUCUCAACGAGAGAUUGGAACGCGAGUGCUACGGGUCUGGUGAACGUAGUUUGCCACCUGGUGAUUUCGCUGAUUAUCAAGGAGAUACCAAGAGCUCCGUUAAACAGAAAGCGCCGAUAGUCUCAUCAGCGCAGAAAGUAAAGACAACUCACAAACUGAAAGCCCAGACAAGUAAAAUAGUAUCUUCCUUCAAGAAUCCAACGAUGUCGUGCACAAUGCAGCGUCAGUACCUAGGUCACAAGGACGGUAUCUGGGAGGUGACAGUUGGUCGUUCAGGUCAGCCAAUAAUAGCAACAGCAUCAGCUGAUCAUACAGCCCGAGUGAUGGCAAUGGAGACUGGCAAGUGUCUCCUCCAGUACAUAGGUCACACUGGCUCAGUGAAUUCCGUGAGAUUUCAUCCAACGAUUGAUCUGGCUCUGACCUCCUCCGGUGACUGUUCAGCUCACAUAUGGCAGGCGGCUGUCAAUUGGGAUGCACCACUUCGCCAAUCGUCUUCCGAGGAUCUCUCCACGCUGGACAGAACUCCAACAAAUGCAUCAGCUGUUGAUGACCAGGAGGAGCCCCCAACCCUCAGGACACCCCUCAGGGAACUUCUAGGACACACUGGUGUUGUUAUGGCUGCUGACUGGCUGACAGGAGCUGAUCAACUCGUCACAGCAUCCUGGGACAGAACUGCUAAUCUCUAUGAUGCUGAAACUGGUGAUGUCAUUCACACACUUUGUGGACACGAUCAAGAAUUGACUCAUGUAUCCACACAUCAUGCUCAGAGACUUUGUGUCACCUCCAGUAGAGACAGCACUUUCAGACUCUGGGACUUCAGGGAACCGAUUCACUCCGUCUCCGUUUUUCAGGGACACACUGAAGCCGUGACUUCCGCAAUUUUUACGAGAGAGGACAAAAUAGUCUCGGGGUCCGAUGACCGAAGCGUCAAGGUCUGGGAGUUGCGUAAUAUUCGCAGCCCAUUGGCUACAAUUCGUGGAGAUAGUGCUGCUAAUAGACUGGCAGUAUCAAGUGCUGGAAUUGUGGCAAUACCCCAUGACAAUAGGCAAAUUCGACUGUUCGAUUUGAGUGGUCAGAGGCAGGCGAGGCUUCCAAGGACCAGUAGACAAGGUCAUCGCAGGAUGGUGUGCUCGGUGGCCUGGGCAGAAGAUUCAAACGCAUCCUGCAAUUUAUUCUCCUGUGGAUUCGACAGACUAGUUCUUGGCUGGAGCGUGCUUCCUGUGAAAGAUGCUUGAACCUCCAUCCUCUACCCCAUAACU
Messenger RNA from Fopius arisanus, 1750 nucleotides. RefSeq names its product WD repeat domain 37 (gene Wdr37). Bases 197 to 1726 code for a protein of 509 amino acids. Gene Ontology annotation, molecular function: protein binding. Lineage: Eukaryota; Metazoa; Arthropoda; Insecta; Hymenoptera; Braconidae. The transcript is spliced from 5 exons. The record is from RefSeq and is a predicted model, not a curated record.